AUGCCGUAUAAAGGAAUGAGGAGCCUUUUUUUUCCCCCGAAGGCAUCAUCGUCUUCAAUUUCCAACUUCCCUUGGCCUUCCAGAACCGGUCUUCAGAAUCCCAAUUCGACCCCACGGCGUUUGUUCUCCGACGCGUUUAUGGAUCGAACUCUGGAAAUCGCAGACUCCAUUAUCAUGAAAUGGAACCCAGACACUUCAACGUUCGCAAAAGUCACUUCUCUCUUUUACGAGAACCGCAGAGAAGCCAAGGAAUUUAUCAAGAGCGUCAAUGAUCUGCAAAAGGCCAUGCACUUUUCAGCGUCUGAAAACUCCAAUUCAGACAAGCUCGGUCGUGCCCAGAACCUAAUGCAAAUCGCCAUGAAACGAUUGCAAAAAGAGUUCUACCAGAUUCUCUCAAUUAACCGAGCUCAUCUCGAUCCUGAGUCUGUCUCGGCUCGAUCCUCACUUGCUUCAACUCGAACGAGCACGUCAGACUACGAAGACGAUGAUGGACCCGAAGAUGAGAUUCGGACGGCAGGCGAUUCCAUCUCUGAAGUGGAAGAUGUUUCUGAUGUUGCCAUGGGGGAUUUGAGAACGAUAGCCGAGUGUAUGAUAUCGUCUGGAUAUGGUAAAGAGUGCGUGAAGAUAUACAAAGUCAUACGUAAAUCUAUAGUAGAUGAAGGUAUAUACAAACUUGGGGUUGAGAAACUGAGCUCUGCACACGUACAUAAGAUGGAUUGGGAGGUUCUGGACCUGAGAAUCAAGAAUUGGUUGAAUGCUGUGAGGAUUGCCGUGAAAACUCUAUUCAAUGGAGAGAGAAUUCUCUGCGAUCACGUCUUUGCAGCUUCGGAAUCUAUCAGAGAGUCGGUUUAUGCUGAGAUAACAAAAGAAGGAGCAUCGAUCCUGUUUGGAUUCCCGGAAAAUGUGACGAGAAACAGCAAGAAAUCGCCGGAAAAGAUAUUCCGGACACUAGAUAUGUACACUGCCAUUGCCGAUCGCUGGCCGGAGAUCGAAAACAUCUUUUCCCUCGAAUCAACAUCCAACAUCAGAUCUCAAGCUCUGACGUCACUCAUCAAGCUCAGAGAAUCUGUACAGACAGAGUUAAGCGAUUUCGAAUCGGCGGUUCAGAAGGAUUCUUCAAAAUCACUAGCCGCCGGAGCCGGAAUUCAUGUUUUGACGAUUGAUGUUAUGAACUACCUCUCUCUCCUCGCCGACUACAGCAACAUACUCCCGGAUAUACUUGCCGAUUCUCCACCGCCGGCGAAGUCGUCUCUGCCGGAGUCGUACUUCGACACUUCCGAUUCCGAAGACUUUCCUUCGCCGGCGAUUUCUCUCCGAUUCGCGUGGUUAAUACUCGUCUUACUCUGCAAACUGGACGGCAAAGCAAAGCACUACAAAGACGUUUCGCUCUCAUACCUCUUCUUAGCCAACAACUUAAACUACGUUGUUGCGAAAGUCCGUACAUCAAACAUGAAGUACUUACUUGGCGAUGAUUGGGUGAACAAGCAUGAAACCAAAGUCAGGCAGUUCGCAUUGAGCUACGAACGGCUAGCAUGGAGCCAAGUCAUUGAUUCAAUCCCGGAGGAUCCGACGGCGGUAACGACGCCGGAGGAAGUGAAGGAUUGUUUCAAGAGAUUUAAUUCGUUGUUCGAGCAGGCGUACAAGAAGCAGUCUAUGUGCAUCGUACUUGAUAGUAAGCUCCGGGAUGAUAUCAAAGUUUCCAUUGCUAGAAAGCUCGUUGGAGUGUACCGGCAGUUCUACAUUGUGCAUCGGGCUACGGUAGCAAGAGAGAGAAAUUUGGAACCUGUUGUCCGAUUUGCCCCUGAGGAUUUGGGGAACUACUUGUCGGAUUUGUUCUUUGGGACUGUUGGAUCAGGGAGUUCUUUGUCAUCUUCUGCUUCAUCGCAAUUGCGGCAUCGUUGA
Molecule: messenger RNA, 1902 nt
Organism: Ilex paraguariensis (yerba mate)
Lineage: Eukaryota; Viridiplantae; Streptophyta; Magnoliopsida; Aquifoliales; Aquifoliaceae
Source: the annotation of a GenBank genome assembly